This is a messenger RNA of Ilyonectria robusta, 3444 nucleotides long. RefSeq lists its product as uncharacterized. NCBI's taxonomy places the organism in Eukaryota, Fungi, Ascomycota, Sordariomycetes, Hypocreales, Nectriaceae. The record is from RefSeq and is a predicted model, not a curated record. The coding region runs from base 1 to 3444 and encodes 1147 amino acids. Gene Ontology annotation, biological process: ribosome biogenesis; maturation of SSU-rRNA from tricistronic rRNA transcript (SSU-rRNA, 5.8S rRNA, LSU-rRNA); endonucleolytic cleavage of tricistronic rRNA transcript (SSU-rRNA, 5.8S rRNA, LSU-rRNA). Gene Ontology annotation, molecular function: GTPase activity; GTP binding; U3 snoRNA binding. The transcript is spliced from 3 exons. Gene Ontology annotation, cellular component: nucleus; 90S preribosome.
AUGGAGCAGCAAUUGCAUAAGCCGCAUCGCAAGUCCAAGGACAGGAAGGACAAGAAGGACAAGAAGGAGAAUACUGGGGAGCGCAAUCCAAAGGCCUUCGCCUUCGCCAGACCCGGAAAGCUUCAACGACAGGCAGCGAGAUCGCAAGACGUCAGAGAAAAGCGACUCCAUGUCCCGCUCGUCGAUCGACUGCCCGACGAGGCCCCUCCUCGCCUCGUCACCAUCGUUGGCCCUCCCGGUGUAGGCAAGACGACCCUGCUCAAGUCCCUAGUCCGACGAUAUGCCAAAGAGACCAUCUCCGACCCUCAGGGUCCCAUCACUGUUGUCACCUCCAAGAAGCAGCGCUUGACGUUUGUCGAAUGCCCCAACGAACUCGAGGCCAUGGUCGACAUCGCCAAGGUGGCCGACAUUGUCCUCCUGAUGAUUGACGGCAACUUUGGCUUUGAGAUGGAGACUAUGGAGUUCCUCAACGUCCUCGCCGCGACAGGUAUGCCCGGUAACGUCUUUGGCAUUCUGACCCAUCUCGAUCUGUUCAGGAAGCCCCAGGCGCUCAAGGAUGCCAAGAAGAGACUGAAGCGCAGACUGUGGACAGAGCUAUACCAGGGCGCCCACCUGUUCUAUCUCUCCGGUGUCAUCAACGGCCGAUACCCUGAUCGCGAGAUUCACAAUCUAUCUCGUUUCCUCUCAGUCAUGAAGAACCCUCGUCCGCUCAUCUGGCGCAACUCACACCCUUACUCCAUUGUCGACAGCUUCCGAGACAUCACCCACCCCACCAAAAUCGAGGAGGAUCCCAACUGCGACCGGUCGAUUGUUCUGUCUGGAUAUCUACGAGGCACAAACUUCGCGUCACAGGGGCAGCGGGUACACGUUCCCGGUUUGGGCGACUUUACUGUCUCAAACAUGGAGGUUCUGCCAGACCCGUGUCCGACGCCAUCCAUGGAGCAAGCAAUGGCGAAGAUCACUGGAAAGACUGGGCGGCGAAGGCUCGACGAGAAGGAGAAGAAGAUGCAUGCGCCAAUGUCCGAUCGCAGUGGCCUGAAGAUUGAUGGCGACGCCAUCUGGAUUACCCGUGAAAAGGGCUUCAGCUUUGACCAGGAGGAUGAGGAUGGCGAGCGUGGUGAGGGUGAGGAGAUGAUUGUCGGUCUUCAAGCUGAACGAAAACUCCUCGGUCAAACCGAAGACGGUGUGCAGCUCUUCAGAGGCGGCGAGCAGAUCAAGGAAGUGCCCGAGGAAGAGGACACUGGACGAAAGUCACAACGCAAGGCCCGCUUUGCGGAGCGAGAGGAUGACGACGAAGAGCAAGGCGAGGAUGAUGAGGGAUUCGUUAGCGGAAGCGACGAGGGCGAUUCUGAUGCCGAGGUCGAGUUCAACGAGGGUAAGCUUGGCAAGAUGUUCCGGAAAGAUGCCGACAAGGAGGGUAAUGAGGAGGAUGUUGCCUUUGCGGACAGCGACUCGGAUCUGGGAUCAAUGUCCGAACAGGAUGAUGCGGACUCAGAUGAAGAAUACGACUCUGACGAAGAGGCCGCUGCUUUGAGAUGGAAGGACAACCUAAAUGGCACAGCCUCAAAGCUCCAUGGCAGGAGACGCUCAUACCACACCGGCGACUUGGCGAGGUUAAUGUACGAAGAGUCAUUGAGCCCCGAAGAGGCAUUAAACCGAUGGAGGGGCGAUGACGGUCAGGAGGAGAACAUUGAGGACGAUUCGGAUGACGAGGAAUUCUUCAAGAAGUCAAAACAGGAGAAGGACGAUGCUGUGGAGGACAGGUCGAUACCCGAAUUUGACUACGAGGACCUGGCAACGAAGUGGGCAGAGCAGGACAACAUUGAGGCACUGCGAAAGAGAUUCACGAGUGCCUUUGGCAGAGGUGACGAUGAGGAGGGAGGCGACGAUGAUAUGGAGGGAGGAGGCGAUGACAGUGAAGGAGACGGAGAGUUCCAGGAUCUCGAAGCCGAGGAGGGCGAGACCAAGGCUGAAGAGCCACCCCAACAGACGGCCGAGGACAUUGAGGCGGAGCGAGAAAAGAAUGCCAAGCGCAAGGAAGAGCUCAAGCAACGGUUCGAAGAGGAGGAUCGAGACGGUUUCCUCAACGACAAGGCCAAUUCCCGGCGAGACGGUGGCGAUGUGCAGGAGUUUGGCGAGGACCAGUGGUACGAGUCGCAAAAGGCCAUGAUCCAGAAGCAACUCGACAUCAACAAGGAGGAGUUUGAGACUCUGGACGAGCGACAGCGCGCAGCCGUCGAGGGCUACCGCGCCGGCAAGUACGCCAAGGUGGUGCUCGAGGGCGUCCCGGCCGAGUUCGUCAACAAGUUCAACGCGCGACUCCCCAUCGUCAUCGGCGGACUGUCGCCGACCGAGGACCGCUUCGGCUUCCUCCAGGUGCGCGUCAAGCGUCACCGCUGGCACAAGCGCAUCCUCAAGACCAACGACCCGCUGAUCUUCUCGCUCGGCUGGCGACGCUUCCAGACGCUGCCCAUCUACAGCACCACCGACUCGCGCACGCGCAACCGCAUGCUCAAGUACACGCCCGAGCAUAUGCACUGCUUCGGUACCAUCUACGGCCCUCUGAUCGCCCCCAACACGGGCUUCGUGUGCUUCAACUCCUUCUCCUCCAGCAACGCCGGCUUCCGCAUCGCCGCCACGGGCACCAUCCUCAGCGUCGACGAGUCGACCGAGAUCGUCAAGAAGCUCAAGCUGACCGGCCACCCCGCCAAGAUCUACAAGAACACGGCCUUCAUCAAGGACAUGUUCAACUCGUCGCUCGAGAUUGCCAAGUUCGAGGGCGCCUCAAUCAAGACCGUCUCGGGCAUCCGCGGCCAGAUCAAGCGCGCGCUGUCUAAGCCCGAGGGCCACUUCCGCGCCACCUUCGAGGACAAGAUCCUCGCCAGCGACAUCGUCUUCUUGCGCGCCUGGUACCCGAUCAAGCCGCGCCGCUUCUACAACCCCGUCACCAACCUGGUCGGCUGGCAACCCAUGCGCCUCACCGGCGAAGUACGCCGCGACCAGAACAUCGCCACGCCCCAGCCCAAGAACAGCCAGUACCGCGCCAUCGAGCGCGAGACCCGCCACUUCAACCCGCUGCGCGUGCCGCGCGCCCUCGCCGCCGACCUGCCCUUCCGCUCGCAGAUCGUCCAGACCAAGAAGCAGAAGAAGGAGACGUACAUGCAGAAGCGCGCCGUCGUGCUGGCCCCCGGCUCCGAGGAGAAGAAAGCCCGCGCCCUCAUGCAGCAGCUGCUCACCAUCCGCAACGACGCCGCGGCCAAGCGCCGCGCCAAGAAGGACGAGAACCGCGCCGCCUUCAAGAAGAAGCUGGCCGACAACGAGGAGAAGAAGGAGGCCCGCGAGAAGCGCGAGUCCAAGGAGUACUGGCGCAAGAACGGCCGCAAGCGCAGCGCUGCCGAGGACGGUGCUGGCGGUGGUGGAGGUGGCCACAAGCGCAGGAAGUGA